AUGUUCAGCAGUCUGCCCGCGGGUGAACGAGCUCUUGACGCGACACGGAAGCUUUUAACCCCGCUACAACAGGGUCUGGCCAAAGCAGUCGGUAUCGAAACGACCAGGGACGACAUGGCGCAGAAUGCUCCUUGCUCUGAUGUAACCGUCAUAUUCGCUCGAGGCACAACCGAGCCGGGCAACGUUGGCUUGGUGACGGGGCCACCGUUUCUCGAUGCUUUAUCCGAGCAACUCGCCGGGAGGUCCCUCAGUGUCCAGGGUGUUGAGUAUCCCGCGACGUUUGCCGGGUUCAACAAGAACGGCACAGAAGGUGUACCGAGCAUGACCGCCUUUAUCAACCAAGCCGUCACCAGUUGCCCCAACACCAAGAUUAUCAUGUCUGGCUACUCUCAGGGCGCUCUGGUUGUCCGUAGUACUGCCGAUUCGCUGCCUGCGGACACUAUGUCGAAGAUCAACUCGGUGGUGACGUUUGGGGACCCGCGAAACCAGACUCCUAUCACUGGCGGCGAGGGCAAGACGAUGGUGGUCUGCCUCCCGGACGAUGCCGUCUGUAGCGGCGGAUUCAUCAACAUUGCUCAUCUGACCUACGGCUCCGAAGCACCUGCAGCUGCCCAGUUUGUGGUAGAACAGGCUGCUAGAGCAUAG
This is a messenger RNA of Microdochium trichocladiopsis, 645 nucleotides long. RefSeq names its product cutinase. The transcript is spliced from 2 exons. Gene Ontology annotation, molecular function: cutinase activity. Bases 1 to 645 code for a protein of 214 amino acids. Lineage: Eukaryota; Fungi; Ascomycota; Sordariomycetes; Xylariales; Microdochiaceae. Gene Ontology annotation, cellular component: extracellular region. Gene Ontology annotation, biological process: carbohydrate catabolic process. The record is from RefSeq and is a predicted model, not a curated record.